ACGAUUGUUUAUAAUAAUUAAAAUGAAAUCAUGUUUGUAUGUUUUUACAAUAAUUAAUUUUCAAAUUAAAUUUGAAUUACAAAUUUAGUAGAAGCUGUAUGUGAUCAUCUACGUGUAUUCGUGAGAGUUUAAGUGAGUGUAGAACGUUUGUGAAAGAAAAAGAAACAUAUUUAUAAACAGGAUCGGAGUAAUACUUCCGACUUGCAGUACAUCUGAUAUUCAUACGAGUAUGUAUACGAUUUCAGCAACAAUGAAUUGUUUUAAAAAUAGGACACAACGCCACAAGAACUUCGUGAAUGUAUACAUGCAAGCAGCAAUUUAAACGGGAGAGUACACUUUUCCGAGUUUCUCUUUUGUUUCACUUUUAUUAUGGCGCAAAAUAAUAUAUCAUUGCCACAUCAAAGAUGAAUGAAUAUUCAAAUACAUAAUUGUAUUCGAUAUUUUAUUGGCAUGAUGAUAGCAUUUCAAUACACUAUGAUGUUUGAAUUUUAAAUUUAUUGAAUAUUCGAAUAUUUUCAUGUCACUUAUUGCGUGUUUGAAUUUCAAAGACAUUGAUAAUAUAGACUGAGACAUCUAAAUAGUGAUAUGCUUCAGUUUAUAAUCCGAUAUUUGUAAAACUUAAAACUAUAAUUUUGUGUAUUCUUACGUAUUGAACCAUUAUUAAUAUUAAACGUAAACUAUUUGGCUCAUGUCUGGCAAUUCUGCAGCUGUCAUUUCUGGAAAAUGCACACAUGUAUUAAGCAAUUGCACUGCGACGUUGACGUAAGCUUCGUUGAGCGCAGUGAGAACAGCAGCAGCCGAGGGUUCACUGGAGUGAGAGCGGCCAACGACUUGCUUUCGUGCCUGCUUUCGCAUGUGUGUCACGUAUUCAUGACUGGAAUUUAGCCGACCGCUUUGUCUCUGUCUGACAAAUAAGUAGUCGCUGCAGGUCGUGUAGUUUGGCUGGAGUCAUUUCAGUGCGCGUUCGAAUUUUGUUGACACAAAUUGACAUACAAAAGUGAGAUAUACGAAAAAGGCACAAGCGAAUUGUAAAAAAAAACUCAUAAAACAUAAAGGAAGAAAAAUAGGUGUGACAGCGCGUUGUGAAUAAAAUACAUAAUAAUUGAAUAAAAUUGUGCAAAACUUAUAUUAAAUUGUGUAGUAGGAACGCGUUGAAAUAGUUAUAACGCGUGAAAAAAUCGAAGCAUGCAAAGUCCGAGAACGAAUGCAGUCAAUGGAGCAAUACAGUCGCUGCCCAGUACAUUGGCUCAACUCGCGCUAAGGGAUAAACAGCCUCCGCAGUUGCCACAGACACAGCCACCAAGCGUGCCCAACAAGAGUCAUCUGGUCGAAGGUACCUCGGCCACUAAUGGUGGUGGAGGCGUAGUAGGUAGCAAUGUAGCUGGCAGCGGCGCUGCCGAUUCGAACAAAGUGUCCACCGAGCUGCAGGAGAAGGAAAACCAAAAUCAACUACAGAAGCAGAAACCGCCACUGCCUGUGCGCAACAAACCAAUGGAAAUAGCGGGUUAUGUCGGCUUCGCCAAUCUGCCAAAUCAAGUGUACCGUAAAGCGGUGAAACGUGGAUUCGAGUUUACAUUGAUGGUUGUGGGUGCUAGUGGAUUAGGAAAAUCAACACUUAUCAAUUCCAUGUUCUUAGCUGAUAUAUAUAAUGCGGAACAAUAUCCUGGUCCAUCACUACGUCGCAAGAAGACUGUUGCCGUAGAAGCUACAAAGGUUCUUCUAAAAGAGAAUGGUGUAAAUUUAACGCUUACUGUAGUUGACACACCUGGCUUUGGUGACGCUGUCGAUAACACAAAUUGUUGGGUUCCCAUACUUGAAUAUGUCGACAACAAAUAUGAGGAAUACCUGACUGCUGAGUCACGCGUUUAUCGCAAACAGAUUCCAGAUAACAGAGUACAUUGUUGUUUGUAUUUCAUUGCGCCAUCCGGACAUGGUUUGCGCCCAUUAGACAUCGCUUGCAUGCAGAGUCUCUCCGACAAAGUGAAUCUCGUGCCCAUUAUAUCCAAAGCGGACACAAUGACACCAGACGAGGUGCAUCUAUUCAAGAAACAGAUUCUCAAUGAAAUUGCACAGCACAAAAUUAAAAUAUAUGACUUCCCUUCCACUAUCGAAGAUGCAGCUGAGGAAGGAAAAACUGCACAGAAUUUGCGCGUACGCGUUCCAUUUGCUGUUGUAGGUGCCAACUCCAUAAUUGAAAUGGAUGGUAAGAAAAUACGUGGCCGCCGGUAUCCUUGGGGUUUAGUUGAAGUAGAAAAUCUAGCUCAUUGUGACUUUAUCGCGCUACGCAACAUGGUUAUACGCACACAUUUACAGGAUUUGAAAGAUGUUACCAACAAUGUGCACUACGAAAAUUAUCGUUGCCGGAAAUUAUCCGAGCUUGGUCUAGUCGAUGGCAAAGCACGUUUAUCAAAUAAAAACCCCUUGACACAAAUGGAAGAAGAAAAACGCGAACAUGAGCUAAAAAUGAAGAAGAUGGAAGCCGAAAUGGAACAAGUGUUCGAUAUGAAAGUGAAGGAGAAAAUGCAGAAAUUGAAGGAUUCUGAGCUUGAGUUAGCGCGACGUCACGAGGAACGUAAAAAGGCGCUGGAAUUGCAAGUGCGAGAGCUUGAGGAGAAGAGGCGCGAAUUCGAACGAGAAAAGAAGGAGUGGGAGGAAGCUAAUCAUAUCACACUUGAGGAAUUGAAGCGACGCAGUCUUGGAGCUAAUAGUAGUAGCGACAAUGUUGAUGGCAAAAAGGAGAAGAAAAAGAAGGGACUGUUCUAAAUGUUAAAGCACUAAUCCUAGAAACAGUAUUCGAGUAACUAAAAACACACACAAAAAGAGAAGUUAAUGAAAAAAUCAAAGUAAAAGCAAAGCGCAGAAAGACCAGCUGAUGCGGGCGGUCGAGAAGGUAAUAACGAUGACGAUGAUGAUUAUAAGUAUGUAGACGAUGAUGAUGAUUAUUAUGACGAAUUGUGUUAAGUAAUAAAAUACCUAAAAUUGUAUUUAAAAUACUACUUUACAAAGCAAGCAACCGAAGCAAACACACACCUCUUAAAACGAUUCCCCAACCCCUCAGCUAAUACACGAGUAUCGUUCAUACUCCUUGCAUUAAUUAUAACAUUAUUACCUACUAUACAUACCUACAUAAAUAUAAUAAAAUAUAUAUAAUAAA
Messenger RNA from Bactrocera oleae (olive fruit fly), 3154 nucleotides. It is a transcript of the gene pnut, whose product is annotated as septin 7-like protein pnut. Gene Ontology annotation, molecular function: GTP binding; GTPase activity; molecular adaptor activity. Gene Ontology annotation, biological process: intracellular protein localization; cytoskeleton-dependent cytokinesis; cilium assembly. Lineage: Eukaryota; Metazoa; Arthropoda; Insecta; Diptera; Tephritidae. The record is from RefSeq and is a predicted model, not a curated record. Gene Ontology annotation, cellular component: septin complex; microtubule cytoskeleton; cell division site.